Messenger RNA from Capsaspora owczarzaki ATCC 30864, 1263 nucleotides. RefSeq names its product HsLim15. The coding region runs from base 68 to 1108 and encodes 346 amino acids. Gene Ontology annotation, molecular function: ATP binding; single-stranded DNA binding; ATP-dependent DNA damage sensor activity. NCBI's taxonomy places the organism in Eukaryota, Filasterea, Ministeriida, Capsasporidae. The record is from RefSeq and is a predicted model, not a curated record. Gene Ontology annotation, biological process: DNA repair; mitotic recombination; chromosome organization involved in meiotic cell cycle. Gene Ontology annotation, cellular component: nucleus; condensed nuclear chromosome. The transcript has 11 exons.
UUUCAAUCCAAGCCAAAAGCUUUAGUUUUCAAGUUCAAAGUCAACCCAAACACCAACUCAGUCAACCAUGAUGGACGCAGAGAGCGAGAUGGAUCACGUUGUACCCUCGAUGGGCGCCGCCUUUGACGAUGAAGACGAAGCUUUCUUCCAAGAUGUCGACGAGCUUCAAAAGCACGGCAUUAAUGCGGCUGAUAUCGCAAAGCUGAAGACGGCAGGCAUCUGCACCAUCAAGGGCGUUCAAAUGGCCACGAAAAAGACCCUUUGCAAUAUCAAAGGCAUCUCCGAGGCCAAGAUGGACAAGAUGAAGGAGGCUGUUGCCAAGAUGGGUGACGCUGGCUUCAUGACUGCGAUGGAGUACUCUGUCAAGCGCCAAAUGGUCUUCCGCAUCAGCACUGGCAGUGCCGAACUCAGCAAGCUGCUCGGCGGCGGAAUCGAGAGCAUGGCCAUCACUGAGAUUUUCGGCGAAUUUCGCACGGGAAAGACCCAGAUCUGCCACACGCUCUGCGUUACGACACAGCUCCCAGUUGAGGUCGGCGGUGCCUGUGGCAAAGUGGCGUUCAUUGACACUGAGGGCACAUUCCGUCCCGAUCGUCUGGGUCCGAUUGCCGAUCGCUUCGGCCUGGAUCGCAACGCCGUGCUGGAGAACGUCAUGUUUGCUCGCGCAUACAACAGCGAGCAUCAGAUGGAUCUGAUCAACCAGUGCGCUGCCAAGUUUGCCGAAGAGAAGGGUGUCUACCGUCUGCUGAUUGUUGACUCGGUCAUGGCCAUGUUCCGCGUCGAUUUCAGCGGCCGCGGAGAGCUUGCAGAGCGUCAGCAGCGUCUUGGUCAGAUGCUGUCGCGCCUCAUGAAGAUUGCCGAAGAGUUCAACGUCGCCGUGGUGAUCACCAACCAGAUGACCGCUGAUCCCGGAGCGGGCCUCACGUUUGUGCCCGAUCCGAAAAAGCCCAUCGGCGGCAACAUUAUCGCGCAUGCGUCCACCACCCGCCUGUACUUGCGCAAGGGGCGCGCCGAAACUCGCGUGUGCAAAAUCUACGACAGCCCCAACCUGCCCGAGAGCGAGGCCAUGUUUGCCAUCUCUGAAGGCGGCAUCAUUGACGGCAAGGAGUAGUUGUGAGAGUUUCUAUUCCGGCGCGUUCGUCGGCUCAAGUCCUUGCUUGCGAUUUGCGUGAUUUGGAGAUUUCAUUUGUGGUCCCUCCAAUCCUAUCGAGUGUACUGUUGCGUGUGUAUGUGUGUGUGUCAUCAAAAGAUAGUUGUAUUCGAACG